Messenger RNA from Dictyostelium purpureum, 524 nucleotides. RefSeq lists its product as uncharacterized. The transcript is spliced from 2 exons. Lineage: Eukaryota; Evosea; Eumycetozoa; Dictyosteliales; Dictyosteliaceae. Gene Ontology annotation, molecular function: mRNA binding. Gene Ontology annotation, cellular component: mRNA cleavage and polyadenylation specificity factor complex. The record is from RefSeq and is a predicted model, not a curated record. Bases 9 to 209 code for a protein of 66 amino acids.
AGAAAGACAUGUCAAAAAGUGUAUUUGUUGGAAAUAUACCCUAUGAAGCUAAUGAACAAGAUUUAAUAGAUAUAUUUUCAGGAGCCGGUAAAGUUGUAUCAUUUAGGUUAUUGGAAGAUAAAGAAAAGAAUAAAUUAAGAGGAUAUGGUUUUUGCGAAUAUGAAAAUGCAGAAAGUGCAUUAAGUGCUAUUAGGAAUAAUAUGUUGUAAAAUAAUUAUAAAUUACUUUUUAUUUUAAAUCAUCAUCAAACUAUAAUAAUAUAGCAAUAAUAAUAGCAAUAGAAUUGUUUGUUUACAUGAUAAAGAGUAGUUUAAAAAUAAAUAAUCAGUAAUAGAGAUUAUAUAAAAAUCUAUUAUUUAUUUUAUUCAAACUUUAUCAUAUUUUUGUUUAUGUAAUAGCCUUUAUUUAUAUUAUAGAUUAUAUGCAACAGAGAUUGACAGCAAAUCUUUUGACAGAAACGAUUUUAAAUUAACUUUUGUUUAGUCACAAUAGAGGCAUAUUAUUAUUAUCAAUUAUCACUGAUU